AUGGCUGGAAUAUUUGACACUCCCCGGGGUGGAGGUACUCUGUUCCUGGGUGGUCAGAAGAUCAGUGGUGCCGACAUUCGGGACCAAAACGUCCUCGCAACCCAAGCAAUCGCCAAUGUCGUUAAAUCGUCCUUCGGUCCAUCUGGACUCGACAAAAUGAUGGUCGAUGAUAUCGGAGAUGUUACCGUUACCAAUGAUGGUGCCACAAUCCUAAGCUUACUCGACGUCGAACACCCCGCAGGAAAGAUACUUGUCGAUCUGGCGCAGCAACAAGACAAAGAAGUCGGCGAUGGUACCACAUCUGUUGUGCUCAUUGCAGCGGAGUUGCUACGGAGAGCCAAUGAGUUGGCGAAGAAUCGAAUACAUCCCACAGUGAUCAUAACCGGGUAUCGACUGGCACUGAGGGAAGCCGUCAAAUACAUGCAAGAGAACAUCAGCACGAAAGUUGAGACAUUGGGAAGAGACAGCCUGGUCAACAUUGCCAAAACAUCCAUGUCGAGUAAAAUCAUCGGUUCCGAUGCAGAGUUUUUUUCAAACAUGGUGGUCGAUGCUAUGCAAUCGGUCAAGUCGGUCAAUGCACAGAGGAACGAGAUAAAAUACCCGGUCAAGGCAGUCAACAUCCUCAAAGCCCAUGGCAAGAGCGCCACUGAAUCAAUACUGGUAAAAGGCUAUGCUCUGAAUUGUACAGUCGCAUCUCAGGCUAUGAAGACUAGGAUCACAGACGCAAAGAUUGCUUGUCUAGACAUGAAUCUGCAAAAGGAACGGAUGAAGCUUGGUGUUCAGAUCACUGUCGAAGACCCUCAACAGCUGGAAAAGAUUCGUGAGAGGGAAGCCGGCAUCGUUUUAGAACGAGUGGACAUGAUUCUGAAAUCCGGUGCAAAUGUGGUGCUCACAACCAAAGGCAUUGAUGAUCUUGUCCUGAAGAUGUUUGUUGAGCGAGGGUGUAUGGGUGUACGAAGAUGCAAGAAGGAGGAUCUGCGAAGAAUAGCAAAAGCGACUGGUGCAACUUUGAUCAGCACACUAUCCGACCUGAACGGAGAUGAGAAAUUUGAAAAGGAGUCUCUUGGCUAUGCAGAAGAAGUCGUUCAGGAGAGAAUCUCCGACGAUGAAUGCAUCUUGGUGAAGGGAACAAAGGCUUUUUCAUCAGCCUCGAUCAUCCUUCGAGGCUCGAAUGACUACCAACUAGACGAGAUGGAGCGAUCAGUCCAUGAUUCAUUAUCCGCAGUUAAACGAACUCUAGAAUCUGGCAGCAUUGUCCCUGGCGGUGGUGCGGUGGAAACAGCUCUACACAUCUAUCUUGAGGAGUUCGCAAUGACUGUGUCCUCGCGUGAGCAACUGGCUAUCGGAGAAUUUUCACAGUCACUCCUCAUCGUCCCCAAAACCCUCGCGGUCAACGCAGCCAAGGACUCCUCCGAGCUCGUGGCUCAAUUGCGAGUGCGACAUGCCCUCAGCCAACGAGUUCAAGAUGGCGAUGCAAACGAGCAAGAGAAGGACCUCGCCAAGAAACGACAGUACAAGAACUAUGGCUUAGACCUGAUGCGCGGGAAAGUGGUCGAUGUGGUGAAGAUGGGUGUCCUGGAACCGAGCAUGAGCAAAGUCAAACAGCUCAAGAGUGCCGUCGAGGCAUGCAUCUCCAUCAUGAGGAUAGACACUCUGAUCAAGCUCGAUCCUCCGGAGCCACAAGAUGACGGCCACGGGCAUUGA
Molecule: messenger RNA, 1704 nt
Organism: Exophiala aquamarina CBS 119918
Lineage: Eukaryota; Fungi; Ascomycota; Eurotiomycetes; Chaetothyriales; Herpotrichiellaceae
Product: T-complex protein 1 subunit alpha
Exons: 1
Coding region: 1-1704 (567 amino acids)
Biological process (GO): protein folding
Cellular component (GO): chaperonin-containing T-complex
Molecular function (GO): ATP binding; ATP-dependent protein folding chaperone; ATP hydrolysis activity
Source: RefSeq, a predicted model, not a curated record